AUGACGCAGAUUGCUUUCCCUGCCGACUUGCUUCGACAACUUCAGGAGAACGUGUCUUUUGAUCUUGGAGCCAUCGAAGAUAUCCGAGCAGCGAUGCAGGAAAUCAGCGAUCGACUUAACCAUCGUACAGGAAUCCUAGGCCAAGCUGUGCAAUCCUUGGACUCAGGUCACCGUCAGGUCUUUGAAGGGUGCGUUACUGUUGAAAAUCAGUUGGAAGAAUUCAAGCGGAUUUUGAGGGCCCAGCAGACCGUGAUUGAGGAGCAAGCCUCGACAUGGACCAGGGAGAUGGCUGCAAUGAGAGAUCGUUUGGAAGACAACCAGGCGGUAAUCAAUCAACAGCUUGUCGUGAUAGAUCAGGCGAAGCAGCGCGAAGCCCUGCUAUUGGCCAAGGUGGAAUCCAUGGCUGGACGUCUGAAUGAGAUGGAAACCAUGCUGUCCAGUAUGAGUGCGAGUGUGAACGAACACAAGGGCCGGCUAAGCAUUCAUGAAACUUACAUUUCAGCAGCUGUAAGUUCGCAGGCUACAGGGUCUCAAGAGGGCGAUGCUGGUGCUGCCGAGGGUGAUUUGGCAGUCCAAGUUCGCAUGUUGGCCGAGAGGGUGGAUCAAGAGCUGGCACAGAUUGCUCGUGGGGACGCUCACGAUGCAGAGGCUGGAUCUUUGAAGGACCUGAAUGCGGCUGUAGACCAGCUUGACGAACGGGUAACGGCACUGGAGACAAGCAUGGAAGAGUGGGAAAAUGCGGAUUGUGAGGAUGAUCAACGUCCUUGUGAGUCUGAAGCGCAUGUGGGCGGAAUGCCCCAGCGAUUUGACUUGACACCGAAUUUGCAGGACACUCCUACGUGGGGAAAUCAAGAGCCUGCAGAUGAACAGGAACCAGAUGCUACCGCUAUGUGGUGGCAGCAACCUUUCGAGUUUUCAUCAACAGAGCAUAGUGCGAAUGUAUCCAUUGGAAGGCCAACGCAGAAUGUCUGGGGAAUUAGUGAUCCUCCUGGUUUGCCAGCGUACCUCCGAGCUCCAAAUGUGGUCGCAGACAACGCUGCGGAUCCUGGGCAGGGGAAUGUUGCACCAGUGCCAGCCGCUCCGCCUCCAAAAGCUAAAGCUGUGAGGAAGAGUCCCCCGGUGGUUCCCAAGGGUGGAUACGGUCCCUACCUUCAGACCGAUGAUGAUUUCCCGGGUGAGAUUAGAACCAUCAAUCUAAUCGUCAUGAACGGUUUGCCUUAUGUUUGCAGUGUGACGGUUCCCAUGUGUCCCGAAGCCUCAAGCAUUCUUGACAUUGAAGAAGUCAUGGCGCAUGUGGCAGAUGAUCUAGAGUGCUGUGAAGCAAGCUUGGUUGCUGUGGAGCCAGCAACAGACCAUGACGAAUCAAAAGAGAGCCAGUUUGAUGCGGACUUCGUUGAGGUUCGAAGAUACUUGACUCAGCAGUACAAGCAGUGCAAUCGCAAGGUUUGCAGUGUGACGGUUCCCAUGUGUCCCGAAGCCUCAAGCAUUCUUGACAUUGAAGAAGUCAUGGCGCAUGUGGCAGAUGAUCUAGAGUGCUGUGAAGCAAGCUUGGUUGCUGUGGAGCCAGCAACAGACCAUGACGAAUCAAAAGAGAGCCAGUUUGAUGCGGUCAUGCAUGGGCUUUUGGUUUGUUUGGCCGAGGUGGAAUGUGUGGAACCACGUCUCACGGCAUACGAUGGCGGAGAGGUCUGGGUAGCUGAUCCAAAACUUGAGCGGUCCAAGGCAGUGUGGCGAAAGACGCAUGAUGACAAGCCUCCUGCGAAGGGUCGUUUGUUGAGCACAAGCCGUACGAUUGCUGAGUUCGACCCGUUUCAAAUGCAUGGCACAGAGCCUUUCCGAGGGCACAGAAUUGUGGUGACGGCGUUCACGCCGGCAGCUGGACAGCAGACCUCAGAGCGCAUGCGUGCUCAUUUGGAGCGCGAAUACGGCCCUGAAGAGGCGAAGGAAGCAGAUUUCUUCCAGGCGGCGAAGUGUGAAGCAGCAUGCAACAAGGCUGUGGAGAGUUCAGCUAAGGAUGCUGAGGUCACCAAGUCCAGGGAUAAGAAUCUUGAGUGGCUUGAGGGAAAGACCUGCACCGUUUGUGGGAAAUCUUCCAAGGCAUGCUAUCUUGAGAAGCUGGAUAAGGUGACGCCAGAGCCAUGUGGAUAUCAGGUUCCUGGAUUUGAUGAAGAAGCAGAGAUGGUUGAGCAAGAGCGUCUAGCCCAGGAGCUCAAGAGCUUUAAGGCAAGCGCGGAACCAUGUGGAAACGAUGUUUUCUUCGGCCCACGUCGCGAGGAUUGGAUUGGAGCGGCACGUAAGGAGCUCGACAACAUGACGGUGCAUCAGAAGGUUUGGAUUGAGGUUCGAAAGGGCCAUAUCCAUGAGGAUUUGGGUCUAGACAGAAGCGUGAAGCUUCCUAAGGCCCUACCGAUGCAACUUGUCAACACCUUGAAGCCUUUGAAUGAAAGCUCUGGACCAAUCGACGAGCCGAAAGUGAGGAUCGUAGCAUGCGGAAAUUUCCAACAUGAUUCCCAGGACAAAGAGGACUUGAGCACGCAGAAUGUGGACAUGUCUGUCUUGAGGACCAUGGCUAAGGAAACUGCUCUAAGGCCAUCGUGGAUCAUGGGAGCAGGUGACAUCAGCGCAGCAUUUUUAAACACCUUCUUGGGUGGUAAAGAUUUGGUCAUUCUUGAGCCGCCGGCAGUCCUUAAACGACUGGGUUUGAUUGCGGAAGAUGUUCAGUACGUCCCAAUCAGAGCAAUCUACGGGUUGCGACGGUCCCCUUUGGACUGGAGCCGGGAUCGAGACGGCAAGAUUUCCGGUAAGGUUUUGACCGAUGAUCAAGGAAGGCAGAUCCACUGCGUGCCUAUCGCGCACCAGGACGGUCUGUGGAAGCUGCUAUGUGGUGACACUCUAGUGGGAUUAGUAGCCAUGUAUGUAGAUGAUUGCUUGGUAACGGGCGAACGAUCUGCAGUGGAAGCGUUCUUGCAGUUUGUGAGCGCAGAGUGGCGAACGAAAAUCCAGGGUUUCAUCGCGAGACAAACGGACGUGCAAGUGAAAUGCAACGAUGAACAAGUGGCACAGAAGCAAGCGCUGAACUUCUUGGGAGUAGAAAUUUCCUUCGAGGGGGAUAAGAUCGUUAUCCAGCAGCGCCGCUGGAUUCUUCAAGAGCUGAAUCGCAGAGGCUGGGUUCAUAUGAAGGGUUCGCAGUCACUUCCUCAGCUGGAGAUGGCCGAGGAUGAAGCACUUGACGAGCAUCAUGCCAAGAAUCUGGCCAAUGCACGGUCAGAAAUUGGAGCUCUGAUGUGGAUUGGAAUUCGGAGUAGACCCGAUGUCCUUGCUGCUGUGUCAAUGGGAGCGAGUGUUAUGCAUCGCCGACCAGAGGCGAUCUGUAAGUUCUGUGUGGGUUUGUGGCGCUAUGUGCGAGGGACCCUUGAUGAGUGCUUGCAGUAUGGACCGGAUGGGAAUCCGGGUGAGAUGACUUUCAUUUCAGAUGCAUCGUUCGCCCCUGAGGGCUCUCGAAGCCGGACAGGUGGCGUGUUGUGUUAUGCAGGCAGUGUGAUACAUUGGUUCUCCUGUCGACAGACAGUCACUGCUUGGUCAGUUUGUGAAGCAGAAACGGAUGCACUGGCUGAGACCUUGUCCCAGGGGAUUCGUCUUACGUAUGUGCUGCAGGAUCUUCUUCAUAAGCCUGUGACGAGGAUGUGGUAA
Molecule: messenger RNA, 3690 nt
Organism: Symbiodinium sp. CCMP2592
Lineage: Eukaryota; Dinophyceae; Suessiales; Symbiodiniaceae
Source: the annotation of a GenBank genome assembly